AUGACAUUUUUACAAUCCAGAAAUGAAUUUUUAGAAUAUAGUAUUUAUUUUGAAAAUGUAUAUAAAGAAAAUACAAUUAAAGAAUUAAUCAAUUGUUAUAAAAUAUUUAUAGAGAAAUCAUUUGCAGAAAAUAGUUUUUUUAAUAAAACGAAUCAAGUAAAAUUAAAUCUAAAAUUUAAUGAUUCAAUUAUUGAUAAUUUAAAAAUAAUAAAUUCAUUAUCAACAAACCAAGAAAAAGUACAUCAACUCUUAAAAAUUAUAAUUAAAACUCAUUCACAACAUUUAAAAAGGGGUGUUUAUUAUAAUUAUUUAAAAGAAUAUAAUGAAGAAUUUUUAGAGCCAAUAGGUGAAGAUAAUUUAAUUAACAAAUUUGCAGAUUCAUUUUGGUGUGAUUUAUCAGUUUAUUCUCAAAACUAUUUAUGUUUAAAAGGAAUAAAAUUAAUUGUAGAGAAUGAUAUACAAAUUUUACCUUUACAUUUUGGUAUAGAUAAAAAUGUUUUAAUAAAAAAAGAUCAAUUAAUUGAAUUUAUUCAACUUAUUUAUAAAAAUCCUCAUUAUCGUCAAGAAAGAACAGUAGUUUAUUUAGUUUAUAUUUUUUCAUCAUCAAAUGGAAUAAUUUAUGAUGAUGAUGAUGAUAAUCAUAAUGAUAAUAAUGAUAAUAAUAAAACCAAAGAUAAAGUAUUUACAAUUUAUAAAGUUAUUAAAAAUUUAUAUAAUCAAUAUUUUAAAAAUAAAAGAAUAGAAUCAAUUUUAUCAACUGUACUUGAAAAAAUAUUAGAACCAACUAUGAAGAGUAUUGUACCAAUAAAAGAAAAUCCAAUCAAUUUCAAUAGGUAUAAAUGGAUAAUUAAAAAAAUUAUUAAAUAUAAUGGUGAUGGUAGAAUUCCACAUCCCAACCAACCAAUGUAUAAUAUGAUAGUUGAUAGUGAAGAAUUUGUUGAUUUUAUAUUAGAAACAAAUGAUUUUUAUAAUAUUCCAAUCAAUAUCAAAGAUAUUUGUAACGAUUCAAAGUUUCUAUUCCUAUAUGAUUAUCAAUUUAAAUGUCCACUUGGAAUUUCAAAAACUUUUAAGACAUUUGAAUUGGCCAAUUAUUUUGAAAAGAAAUUAUAUAACAAAAAUCAAAUAACAUUUGAAAAAAAUAUUAUGAAAUCAUAUCAACUUUUAAUUUAUAGAAGUACUUUUUUUUUAUCAAUUUUAAAUUGUGAUAUAGAAUCAAUAAAAAAAAUUUUAAAUCAUUUUAAUAAUAAUAAUAAUAAUGAUGAUGAUCUCAUACUUUUUCAAAAUAAAUUUAAAAAUAUUAAAAUAUAUGAACUAUUAAAAAAUGUUAAUAGAAAUUUAGAUUAUAAAAUUUUUAAUGAUGAAAAUUCAAGAGAUUCACUUUUAAAUUAUUUAAAUUCAAUUAGUUUUAAAUUUUUUGAUUAUUUAUCAUUAAAAUUAUUUUUUAAUUUAUUACCUUUAUCAACAACAGCAACAACAACAACAACAACAACAACUUCAACAAUAACAAAGGAAAAUUUAAUAAUUUCAAAUGAUCACAAAAUUAAUUUUAUUUCAAAUAAAUUUUUAUAUACAGAUAAAUUAUUAAAUUCAAUAUUAUCAUUAGAUUUUAUAGUAACUAAACAAAUGUUAGAAGAUUAUGAAUUUAAUAUUUCAAUUGAAAGUGUUGAAAAGAUAUUAUUAAAAAAUAAAUCUAAUUACCCAAUUAUAGUAGAUAAUGAAUCAUUGGUGUCAUCAAAUAAUUUUAAAGAUAUUAAAGAAUUUAUUAAUUAUAUAUUAUUUAAACUUUUAAAACUUUUAAAUAAUAAUGUUAAUGAUUUAAAGAAAUUUCAAUUAUUAUUUCAAAAUCUUUAUAAACAUUUAAUUCAAUCAAAUGGAAUUUCAUCAUUAAAUGAUUUAAUUGAAAUUCAUGAAUUAUUUGAAAUCAAUGCUAUUAAUUAUUUAUCAUCAUCAUCUCAAUAUGAUCAUGCAUAUUACAUUUUUGUUUGGUCAAAAAUUAAAUAUUUUAAAAUUUCUUUUUUAAUAGGAAGGUAUUAUACUGAUAGUUUGGAAUUUAAAAUAUUUUUGUAUUUAAAUGAUUUAUCAUUUGAUAUUAUUCUACAAUCAAAUAGUUUUAAAGAAUUAGUUUAUAAAAUUUUCCCAAAAGAAAUUAAUAAUAAUAAUAUUGGAGAGCCCUAUAAUCAAGAUACUAUUGAAAUAAAUGAAAUAUACCUCCCUAGUCUAGCAAAAAUUGGAGAGGUUGAAUUGUUUUUAGAAUAUUCAUUAAUUGAACAAGAACCAAAUUCCUUUAAUAAUUUAUCAAUGUUUUUAUUAAAUUGUAAUAAAAUUAAAGAAUUUUUAAUGCUUUCAAAACCUGGAUUUGGAAUUAAUUGGUUUAUUCAAGAUGCUAUUAAUAAUAAAACAAUUGAAAUUAUUGAAUAUUUAUUUUCAAAUUUAUAUAAUGAAACAAUUGAAACAUUAAAAGACCACAACCUCUUUUUGAAAUUAUUUGAAACAAAAUUUUAUCAAUUCUUUAAAUUUCUUUUUGAAAAUCAUUUAGAAUUCAUUUUAAUUACUUUUAGAGAAAUUGAAAAAAGUCCUUCAAAUACUGCAAGAAUAAAUUUUAUAUUCAAUGGCCAAACAAAUAAUAUACAUCUAUGGGAUUUAUGUUUAAAGUAUGUACCCAACUAUUUUAAAAUUAAUGAUAGAUUGGUUGAAUUUGCAAUAUCAGAAGAUCUAGUUGAAAUUGUUCAAUAUUAUUUUGAAAUUGGUGUAAUUAAAUCAAGUGAUUUUUCACAAUAUUCAGUAGAAAUAUUAAAAACUGAUUUAAAUUAUAAAUAUUUACAAUGGGUAAUAAAUUUAGAAUAA
This is a messenger RNA of Dictyostelium discoideum AX4, 2844 nucleotides long. RefSeq lists its product as hypothetical. Bases 1 to 2844 code for a protein of 947 amino acids. The transcript has a single exon. The record is from RefSeq and is a predicted model, not a curated record. Lineage: Eukaryota; Evosea; Eumycetozoa; Dictyosteliales; Dictyosteliaceae.